GGUCGGGAAUCGAGCUCCUUCCUCCUUUUCGCCUCUUUUGGACCCCGGGGAGUUUCUCUUCCUCCUUCGCGCACCUCAGGCUCGCAGAGAUGCUGAAGUCCGGCGACCCCGGCGGAUCAGCUUUCCUCAAGGUGGACCCGGCUUACCUCCAACACUGGCAGCAGCUUUUCCCACCCAGCAGCCAACUGAAAGGUGGCGCGGGGCUGCUGGGCCACCCUCUCCAGGCGCCCGAAAGAGUCCUCGACCCAACCUGUGACAACCUCCGGCAGCUCCCGGCGUCUCUCUCUUCGUCCGCCUCCUCGUCCUCCUCGUCUUCCUCCUCGUCCUCCUCUUCUUCCACUCCUUCGUCCGCUCCAUCUUCGUGCGCCGUCGCCUCCCUGGCCAGCUUGACUUCGCUGCCGAUGGCGCAGAUCCCUGUCUUUGGGCCGAUCCAAAGCUCCGAUCCCGCGACGGGAGCCCAGGUCUCGCUCUUGCAGACCAAGGACUUGGGAGGGGGCGGCGGCGGCAGCCUGGCCAAGUGCAGCGAGAGGGCGGCGACCAGGUUCCGCUGCACGGCCGAAGAACUGGACUAUUACCUCUACGGGCAACAGCGCAUGGAGAUCAUUCCCCUCAACCAGCACACCGGGGACCCCAACAAUCGGUGUGACAUGUGUGCCGAUAACCGAAAUGGAGAAUGUCCCAUGCAUGGACCUCUGCACUCUUUGCGCCGCCUGGUGGGAACUAGUAGUGCAGCAGCGGCAGCUCCUCCCCCUGAGAUUCCGGAGUGGCUUCGGGAUCUGCCACGAGAAGUAUGUCUGUGCACCAGCACUGUUCCUGGCUUGGCCUAUGGCAUCUGUGCAGCCCAGAGGAUUCAACAGGGCACUUGGAUUGGGCCUUUCCAGGGAGUUCUUCUUCUGCCGGAAAAGGUACAAACAGGAGGACCCAGAAAUACUCAGCACCUCUGGGAAAUAUAUGACCAAGAUGGGACACUACAGCACUUUAUUGAUGGUGGGGAACCCAGUAAGUCAAGUUGGAUGAGAUAUAUUCGAUGUGCACGGCACUGUGGGGAACAAAAUUUAACUGUAGUCCAAUACAGAUCAAAUAUAUUCUACCGAGCUUGCAUGGAUAUUCCCAGAGGCACUGAGUUGUUGGUGUGGUAUAAUGACAGCUACACAUCUUUCUUUGGAAUUCCUUUGCAGUGCAUUGCACAGGAUGAGAACUUGAACGUUCCUUCAACUGUUAUGGAAGCCAUGUCAAGACAAGACACUCUCCAGCCAUUCAGCAAAAGUAGCAAAUCACCCUCUGCCCCUCCACAGCGAUCCGUAGUCUUUCCACAGACUCCAUGUAACAGGAAUUUCUCUCUUCUGGAUAAAUCGGGUUCUCUCGAAUCAGGAUUUAACCAGAUCAAUGUAAAAAACCAACGAGUUCUUGCAAGUCCGACAUCAACAAGUCAAUUGAAUUCUGAGUUUAGUGACUGGCAUCUUUGGAAAUGUGGGCAAUGCUUUAAGACUUUCACCCAACGGAUCCUCUUGCAAAUGCAUGUUUGUACACAGAACCCUGACAGGCCCUAUCAGUGUGGACACUGCUCCCAAUCCUUCUCCCAACCUUCAGAGCUCCGGAACCACGUAGUCACUCACUCCAGUGACAGACCUUUCAAGUGUGGCUAUUGCGGUCGUGCCUUUGCUGGUGCUACUACACUCAACAAUCAUAUACGGACACAUACAGGGGAGAAACCAUUUAAGUGCGAGAGGUGUGAGAGGAGCUUCACCCAAGCCACCCAGCUGAGUCGACACCAGAGGAUGCCCAAUGAGUGCAAGCCAAUAACAGAGAGCACAGAAUCAAUUGAAGUGGAUUAACUGAUUGACUGGUUGGAAUUAAACUGCAAGGAAAGUCAUGAUUAAAUGUCACGGACACUUAAGCAAAACCAAAGAUUUCCUCUGAGCAACUUUCAAUCAGUCCCAGAAAACCAAGAGCAGUAAUAAAAUAAGUAAGAUGUUAAGAGAUAUUGAUCCUGGCAUGGAAGCGAAACCAGGAAAGAGAUUAUUUAUUUAUGACUAAGAAUGAGACUGAUUUCAAUGGACAAGAAAUCCAAGCCUUGUAGGAUUUCCAGCCCUAUCUUCAUCAUGUAUUGCUUUAUUUCUAAAAGCUUUUAUAAUUGCUAUUUAAUACCAAAGCAACAAAUGUCAAGGGCUUUUCUGCCCAUAAGUAUGACUGUAAAUGUACAGGGACUUGUUUAUUGUUGCACCUUUUUCUUCAGCACGACUCAAUGGACCCAAAUAUAUGUUCCUGUUAAGGUUCAGUUGGAUUGCCAUUCUUUUUACUUGACGUUAAUUUAAAAGGACUAAAGGACAAGAGAGAGAAGGUGAUCCAGGACCAUCGUUGCCCUCCUCUGACUAAUGCACAUUUCAUUUCCAUGGAUUCAAAAUUCACAUUUUGUGCACUUUUUUGUAUAAAUGUUUUCAUUAGCCAGUGUUGCAUUGGCCAAGGAGAUCCCAGAAUUGUUAAAUAAAUCUGUAGAUAUAUAUGUUGUAAAAUAUCCAUAAGGAAAGCAUUUGAAAUAUGUAGAGUUUUUGAAAACUGUCCUCUUUAAUGAAUGAGACAUAUUAUUCAUAACUGAUGAAUAAUUUCAAGUAAAAUAGUGACACUCUCUUAUCUAAAGUUACCGUGCUUGAAAUCAUAAACAUUAAAAAUGGUAUAGCAAGAGGCAUUCUUUACUUUAAUUAUGAAGAAGAAAAAUCAAUACAAUUUGUCCAUGUUUAAAAUUUUUACAAUCAAUCACAAAAAUAGGUUCAUAUAUAGCUACAACCCAUGAUAAAUUCAGUUCCAACUUUUUAUUGUACAACAUAGAAAAAUACAGGCAGUCUAGAUGUCGAUUACUACAUGAACAGAAAGCUAAAGUCAUUCCACUCAUUUGAUAUGAUUGUAAUAUCUCCUGAUGUACAAAAAGUUUAAGACUUAUCUGAAUUUAUUCCAUUCUAUGUGCAUAUAAUAUUCUCAAGUCCUUUUCCCAUGUCUUGGAAUGGUUAGCGUAACCUCUGAGCAUAAAAUGAUGGAGUAAGGAUGCAC
Molecule: messenger RNA, 3045 nt
Organism: Thamnophis sirtalis
Lineage: Eukaryota; Metazoa; Chordata; Lepidosauria; Squamata; Natricidae
Source: RefSeq, a predicted model, not a curated record